GCUUCGCUCCAAAAUGCCGGCGUGCUGCUGCGCGGCGCAGGUGAGGGAAAGAGCGAGCUGCGCCGCCUGGCUUUUGUGGGCCCUGUGGUGCAGCCUGGCCGUGGCUCCGGCUUGGGGCUACGUGAUCGUGAAUUCGGUGUCCUGGUCGGUCCCCAACGAGGUGGAGGAGGAGAUGGACAGCUCCUCCAACGAGGAGGUCCUCCCGGCCCUUCUGGAAGACACGACCAGCCUCUGGAAGCAGAGCUACCCGGCCUCGGUGUACAAAGAGGAGGAGGAGAUGCGGUCCAGGCCGAGCCCGGGCAAAUCGAAGCCGCUCUCCUCUCCUUCCCGGAUGUUUUCCUACAGGAGAGCGGGCGCCAAAGGGGCGGAGAGCCUGGCGCCUCAGGAGCAAGCGGCCAGGACUGCCCGGUUCCUCGUGCAUGACAACGACUGGGGCUUCCUGGCGACAAAAUCCACGCAGGAAAAGAUGCAAGGAGCUCCAUUUGGGAAUUUUUUAUCUAUCAGUGAUGGCCCUACAGACAAUAGCACUGGAACUCCUUUCUUUUAUGUGACUCCAAAGGGCACCACUGUAGUAGAUCUGAUGAAAAACUCCAUUGCUUCACUGACGCUGCCAGAGGCAGAAGGGGAUUUCUGCAGGAAAACUAUAGUUGAUCCUGAUGAUCCGCGGUGUGCCAGGCUUAUUUUGACAGGACAGAUGGUCACAGUUCCUCCGGAAGAAAUAGAAUUUGCCAAACAAGCAUUGUUUUCUAGGCACCCUGUCAUGAGAAAAUGGCCUCGCAGUUAUGAAUGGUUCUUUAUGAAAAUGAACAUAGAGCUUGUUUGGCUUCAGAACUGGUAUGGAGGAAUUACUACCAUUGCACCAGAGGAAUAUUUCAGAGCAGUUCCAAGUAAAACUUGAUUGAACUUCCAAAUAGAAAAAAUCAGUGUUUUUCAUGUUUACUUUGGAAACAAACUGUUUUAUAGAACAUAUCACCAAGUGUUUGUUGAGCAAGGUGUUUGGGAUUUGAUUUUUUUUGUACAGUAUUCAAAUGACUCCAUCUUCCUUAAUUGACCUGAACAACAAACUCUUGCCAUUUAAGGCUGGAAAUGCAUUGUAUUAAGCUUGUCUUUAGGUGUUUUGACUCUUUUGGAUUUUUAUACUCAUGUAUCCCACAUGAUAAUGAUAAUAUAAGCUAAUUACAAUUUCUAAAACUGGAAAAAAUACAUUUUAAGAUGAAAUAGCUGGAAUAUAUAUUCUGGAUGUAUUACUGCACGUAGGUGAUGUUUUGUAAACACAAUUGGAAACUCAAAAGGAAUGUUUUAAAUAUAUUGUUUUAAUUGUUUUAUAUAUGUUUUAAUUGUUAAUACUAUGGAUUCCAUCUUUUCCUAAACAUAUAUUUGUCAUUAACUAGCUUGCAAAAUGGUACAUUGUGUAAUGCUUUAAAUAUGAUUUAAAAUAAUCUCCAUGUCCUAAUAAGAUUCUUUGGGAGAAUGGGAAAAAGUCAAGCAUUUAUGAUGCUUUUAACACUCAUAUAGUGAGAGCAAAAGCCAAAGCUAAUACAUGUUAAGAUGCUCUUCAUCUACUCUGAUAUAAAUUAUCUUAUGAUUGCUGUUUCAAACUAAUCUUUAGAAAGUAAAGGAAAAAUCAGUAUUAUUUUCAGUCCAGUAAAUAAAGAAGUGUACUUAAACUCAUUUUUAGCCUGUUAUUAGAACACGAAGGCAGUGAUUUUUAGCACUUGUAUAGGACAAGAGAGGGAACUGACUAACGUUAGUUAUAUCUGAUUGUUUUGCCUCCUACAAAAAUAUUAGUACAUGGGUAAGUGUUAUUAAAGCAUUUCAUUAUAUUAUAUUGAUGUUGAGAGGUCAAUUAGUGUUGCCACUGGUGGAAAAAUCAAGUCCAAAACAGCAGGGGAGGAGAGGGUGUUAGAUGAUUUCAACAAAAAUACUGGACACGCUUAAUAAAUAUUUGUGGCCCAUGUGUGGACCACGUGGCUUGGCAAGGCAGUUUGGUGAGCAGA
Eublepharis macularius is the source of this 1997-nucleotide messenger RNA. It is a transcript of the gene CREG2, whose product is annotated as cellular repressor of E1A stimulated genes 2. The transcript has 4 exons. Lineage: Eukaryota; Metazoa; Chordata; Lepidosauria; Squamata; Eublepharidae. The record is from RefSeq and is a predicted model, not a curated record. Bases 14 to 898 code for a protein of 294 amino acids.